GAAUUUCUUCAAUUGACUUUUAUUAUAAAGUAUGGCCAUAUAAAGCCAUUUUACCUGAAAACAUAGCGGAAGAAAUGGUACGAUAUUACAUGGUGCCUGGAGCUCAAGUAACAUCUGCCAUUUCUCCAAUUCGUUUUCCUGCUAUAAAAUUGGAUCAAAAUACUAUUAUUAAUUCAAAACAU
Molecule: messenger RNA, 182 nt
Organism: Dentiscutata erythropus
Lineage: Eukaryota; Fungi; Glomeromycota; Glomeromycetes; Diversisporales; Gigasporaceae
Source: the annotation of a GenBank genome assembly